This is a messenger RNA of Camellia sinensis, 802 nucleotides long. Its product is annotated as ethylene-responsive transcription factor ERF023. Lineage: Eukaryota; Viridiplantae; Streptophyta; Magnoliopsida; Ericales; Theaceae. Gene Ontology annotation, biological process: regulation of DNA-templated transcription. The record is from RefSeq and is a predicted model, not a curated record. Gene Ontology annotation, molecular function: DNA-binding transcription factor activity; DNA binding.
CAAGCCAGAGGUAGUUGCCUUAUAAUGGACCAACCACCACCACCACCAUGCAAUGAAGACGACCAAACGACGUCAUCGGACACCACCACCACCAGAGACAACUGCCGUAACACCGCCGCCGGCACAAGGCACCCAGUGUACCGCGGAGUACGAAAGCGGCGGUGGGGCAAAUGGGUUUCCGAAAUCCGAGAGCCCCGCAAGAAGUCCCGAAUUUGGCUAGGCUCUUUUCCGGUGCCGGAGAUGGCUGCCCGUGCGUACGACGUGGCGGCGUACUGCCUCAAAGGAAGCAAAGCUCUGCUCAAUUUCCCCGACGAGAUCGAGCUCUUGCCGAGGCCUUCGAGUUGCGCCGCUAGAGAUAUUCAGGCAGCGGCGGCAAUGGCGGCGAAGUCUGUGGCGGCGGCGGCGGCGGAGAAGAAGAAAAGCGGCGGCGCUUCGGACAGUGACGGCGGAGAUGAUGAUGAUUUCUGGGGUGAAAUUGAGCUGCCGGAGCUGAUGGAGAGUGGUGGUGGGGGUGGUAGAGAGGCUUGGACUGAGAGGAGUGAUUAUUUGUCCGAGGCAUGGUUCCGGGAUUCUUGUGAUGGGGCUUUCGCUGGUGAUGCCACGUGGGUUGAUGGAUAAAAAGUAAAAAAAAAAAUUCAAGAACACAAAAAUGGAUCACCGAACCGUACAAAACAUUCUCAAAUAAAGUGAGCCUUGUUAUUUUCAUUUUUGUAUAUAUGUACUCAUAUAAAAGAUUGUAUUUAAUUUCUGUACAAAUAAAACAACCGUUCUCUUAAAUGCAUAAUUUGGCAUUAAUGGUGUA